Podarcis muralis (Common wall lizard) is the source of this 1884-nucleotide messenger RNA. The record is from RefSeq and is a predicted model, not a curated record. NCBI's taxonomy places the organism in Eukaryota, Metazoa, Chordata, Lepidosauria, Squamata, Lacertidae.
GGGCACUGCUUCUGCCACAAGUGCAUCACCUCCUCCUGGGACAGGCCAAGGGGGAGCUCCUAGCUGCCCUGACUGCCGGGCCCCCUGUCCUGACAGACAUUUCACACCCAGCCACUUGCUGAGAAACUUGGCCCAAAAGGCAAGAGAGGAUCAAGAGGUUAGGGGAAAAGCGCAGGAAGACCCAGAAAAUCACGAAGAGACGCCGACAGGCAGAAGCAGCCCAGGUGCUGAUCAGGGGUUGCUCUGCGCACAACACGCUCGCACUUUGCAGCUCUUCUGCCUCACCGAUGAGGACCCCGUUUGUUUGUGCUGUGUGGAUUCGCCUGCCCACGCCGGACACAAGUUCAGCUCCUUGAAAGACGCUGCUGAGCCCUACAAGCGGAAGCUGAACAAGGUUCUGGGUUGCCUGGCAACCAGAAUUAAACAACAAGAGCAACAGGAAAGAUGUCAAGAAGAAAACAUACGUUCCUUGAGAAACUCAGCUGAGUCCCUUCGCAAGACGAUUGAAGACGAGUUCACUGAGUUGCAGCGAUUCCUGAGCCAGAGGAAAGAUGCAGUACUGGCCCAGCUAGAUGAGGAUGAAAACGCUGCUCGCAUGAACAUGAUGGCACAUCUCUGGGAGAUUCGGGAGGGCCUGUCUGAAGCCAGAGACAUGAUGAGCCAGGGAAAGGCCAAAAUGGAGCAGACGGAUUUAGCUGCCUUCCUCCUGGGUGUCCAGAAGCUCCUGAAGAAGCUCCCUGCUGAAAAGGAGGCUGAGGGCGUAGGAAACCAGGCUGACCGCUCUGUUGUUUGCAGGGAACUCUGCCUGGGCAAGUUCAAGGGUCCACUGCAAUACCUAGCAUGGAACGAGAUGAGAUCCAUCGUCAGAACAGAAGUAGAACCAAUCACCCUGGACUGUGGCGCUGCUCAUCCCAAAUACACUUUCUUAUUGCAAAACUAUCGUGUGGCAUUUGGACUGCUUAAGAAUCCCUUGAACUAUCCAGUGAUAUUUCAGGACUCUCCCGUUGUGCUGGCGAAAGAGGGGUUCCAUUCAGGAAGACACUACUGGGAGGUUGAGGUGCAAAACAAGGGAGAUUGGUUGAUUGGCGUAGCCUUGGAGUCCAUCCCAAGGCAAAAAGGCAAGGAUCCUACUUCUCUGACGGACAAGAUCUGGUGUCUGGAGCCAACAGAGGAGGAUAGCGAGCCUCAAAAUGGAUCGUCAUGGUGGAAGGUCGGCGUGUACCUGGACUAUGAGGGAGGCCAAGUUUCUUUCUAUGAUGUAGCAGCCGGGUCUCACCUCUGCACACACACAGCCCGUUUCAGCGAAAAAGUGUACCCUUUCUUCCAACCUGCGCCGGCUGCUUUCAGGCAAAAACGCACCAUAAGCUUGAAAACUUGUCACAGUUAGGACAUUAAAGCAAUUCUUAAGAGGGUAUUAUUAUAAAAAGGAAAGGUAGGUGUGUUUGCCCAUUAGAUAAAAGUCCAAAGUCCAUACUAAGGCAGUGCUUUUAUCAGGCCAGCCAAGAUGCAAACUCCAUGACUUCACCAUCAGCCAACUUCCCUCCCACCUCACCUUAUUUGCUAUCAAACCUGAUGAAGAGCUCUGAGUAACUUGAAGGCUUGCUCACUAUUUCGUGACGUUUUAGCUGACCUAUAAAAGGCAUUGCCCUAAUGUGGAUUUUAGAACUAUGUUCUUAAGUGCGCCACAAUUCUCCAAGCAUUGAGAAGUGUGUGCCCCUGGGAAAGAGAUGGUUGGUGAAUUCAGGUCUUGGUACCUUGGUUUCCAAACUUUAUCCAUUCCAGAAGCCCAUUCCCAAACCAAAGUGUCCUAAAACCAAGGCACGCUUUCCCAUAGAAAGUAAUGCAGAAUGGAUUACUCCGUUUCAGUCUUUUAAAAACAACCCC